AUGAGAAUACACACAGGAGAAAAGCCAUACCCUUGCUCUGUGUGUGGAAAGCAGUUCCGUGUAAAAAGACAUCUUCAAGACCACCAGAUAGUGCACACUGGAGAGAAACCUUACGUCUGCUCCAAAUGUGACAAGAGGUUUGGUUUCGCCUCAGCCUUGAAAAGGCACCAGUGGUUACACGCAGAAGAGAAACCUUAUUCCUGCUCUGUGUGUGGGAAGGGUUUUAGCUUACAAUCACGCAUGAAGGAACACUUCCUGAUGCACUCAGGAGAGAAACCCCACUCCUGCUCUGUCUGUGGAAAGAGUUUCAGCCGUCCAGAUCAGUUAAAGGACCACUCUCUGCAACACACAGGGAAACCCCACCACUGUUCUAUGUGUGAGCAAAGCUUUGCCUUGUCUAAACAACUCCUGAAGCAUGAGAAGACUCACACAGGAAAGAGACCUUAUAGUUGCUCUGUGUGUGGGAAGAGUUUCAGCGAGAAGGCGUAUCUUGAAGACCACCGGUCAGUGCACACUGGAGAGAAACGACACCCUUGCCCUGAUUGUGACAAGAGGUUUGGAUGUGCUUCGUCCCUGCGUAAACACAGACUGUUGCACAUAGAAGGGAAAUCCCACUCCUGCUCUGUGUGUGGGAAGAAUUUUUCUGAAGCACGUUACUUGAAGGAGCAUUUCCGGACACACACUGGAGAGAAACCUUUCUCCUGCUCUGUCUGCGAUAAGAGUUUUGCAAGAUCAGCAGGCCUUAAAGUCCACCACAGAUAUCAUACAGGAGAGAAACCUUACAGAUGUCCUAAAUGUGGCCAGAGCUUCGUUAGUUCUCAAAAACUUCAGAGACAUCAGAAAACUCAUGCUGGUUUAACACCUGUUGAGUUUCAAAACCCUGUUAAAACUGAAGGAGAGCGGGAGGGAGAAGAUGAGGAAGUUGGUGGUCUGAUUCAUUCAGCUUGAGAAGAGGUUGGUUGGGAUCUUCAUCGUCUCGAUGAGAGUUCGGAGGGGAGAACCUCUACAUCAGGAGAACCUAAAGAAACCUAGGGGAAUCUCAAAGCUCAGAGAUACAGUUGCUCUGUGUGCGGGAAAGACUGGCAACGAUUAUUUGAUCUGAAAAAGACUAAAUGACAGUGCACACAGGAGAGAAAUCGUACAGCUGUCCUGUGUGUGGGAAGAGUUUUAGACGAACAGACCUAAUGAAGCAACACUUUUGGACACACAAAGGAGACACAUGGGGAGAAAACCUUACCCCUGUUUUGUCUGUGGGAAGGCUUUAACAAGAUCAUCAGACCUUAACAUACACAGUAGAGUUCAUACAGGAGAGAAACCUUACAGCUGUGACGAAUGUGGCCAGAGACUCAACACUCCUCAGAGUCUUGGGAGACACAAGAAGAGACGCCACAUCUCACUUCCUGAGGAGGACCAGGCUGGCGGGGUCAAGACUGAAGAGCCCAAGACUGAAGAGCCAAUAGUGUCAUAGAUGAAGAGGAGGCAACCUCUUAUGUCAACGGUAGCAUGGGGGAAACAAGAACUAGCCCUGAACAUCUUGACCUAAAAUAUAUACAGGGCAUUGGGAAAGUAUUCAGACUUUUUACACAUUUUUUUUUACGUUACAGCCUUAUUUUAAAAUGGAUUAAAUUGAUUUUUUUCCCCUCAUCAACAUUCACACCAAUGACAAAGCAAAAACAGGUAUUUUUUUCCCCUCAUCAACAUUCACACCAAUGACAAAGCAAAAACAGGUAUUUUAUUCCCCUCAUCAACAUUCACACCAAUGACAAAGCAAAAACAGGUAUUUUUUUCCCGGAAAUUUCACAUUUACAUACAGAUGAAGUCGGAGGUUUACAUAUUCCUUAGCCAAAUACAUUUCAAAUACGUUUUUCACAAUUCCUGACAUUUAAUCCUAGUAAAAAUUCCCAGUUAGGAUCACCACUAUAUUUUAAGAAUGUGAAAUGUCAGAAUAAUAGUUGAGAGAAUUAUUUAUUUCAGCUUCUAUUUCUUUCAUCACAUCCUCAGUGGGUCAGAAGUUUACAAACACUCAAUUAGUAUUUGGUAGCAUUGCCUUUAAAUUGUUUAACUUGGGUCAAAUGUUUUGAGAAGCCUUCCACAAGCUUCAUUUUCUUCAUUCACAUAAUUUUCCUCCCUCAUGCAGCCAUCUAUUUUGUGAAGAACACCAGUCCCUCCUGCAGCAAAGCACCCCCACAACAUGAUGUUGCCACCCCUGUGCUUCACAGUCGGGAUGGUUUUCUUUGGCUUGAAAGCCUCCCUCUUUUUCCUCCAAACAUAACGAUGGUCAUUAUGACCAAACAGUACUAUUUUUGUUUCAUCAGACCAGA
This is a messenger RNA of Oncorhynchus keta (chum salmon), 2321 nucleotides long. RefSeq names its product gastrula zinc finger protein XlCGF17.1-like. Gene Ontology annotation, biological process: regulation of transcription by RNA polymerase II. The transcript is spliced from 3 exons. Gene Ontology annotation, molecular function: DNA-binding transcription factor activity; RNA polymerase II cis-regulatory region sequence-specific DNA binding. The record is from RefSeq and is a predicted model, not a curated record. The coding region runs from base 1 to 948 and encodes 315 amino acids. Lineage: Eukaryota; Metazoa; Chordata; Actinopteri; Salmoniformes; Salmonidae.